ACUCUCUCUGGUUUUCUUUAUUCCUUCGCUUAGAUAAACGACCUGCCUUCGACUAUAAGCGAGCUUAUCGCUCAUGAUCCAUAUCUUCACAAGCAGACCAACUGGCCACUUGCAGACAAGAAUUCUAGCGCCGUUGGUAUAAUAGACUUUGUGCAUAAGAUGGCGGUAGCUGGCAAUACCGAUACGAGUUUUACCAAGAGUAUGCUGUUCCUCGAUGUCGAAGCAGCGAUACCAACGAUACUUGGCCUGCCACUGAAGCUUGAAGCCAAAGGCACUGCAGUUGUCUCAGCAGUAGAGAAUAAAGACCCUGUGMUUUUCUUUGGUCCAGUGACAUUCAACUAUCUUGGAAAUCGCAAAAUAAGCGCUGUAGUUGAAAUUGCUAGCCGAUUUGGUGUCGACUCGAUCUUUGCUGAAAAUCAGUUUAUCAUCUCAAGGAAUACCUUGUAUACACCUUCUCAGUCAGGGACUAUGCAAGUAUUGAACACUGGAUUGUAGCUGAGAGAGGAAGUUGACAURGUGCAGAGGUCCAGCAGAAUCACUAUGUUUCCUUGAAACACAAGAAAAUAUAGAUUAUAUUCUUUUUCUUUUCUUUUUGCCCUCCCUAUGUAAAGGGUUCUAAAAAUACGGCAUAAUUAAGGUCAUUUUUAAAAGAUGGUUCAAUUGAAUAAAGAACAAAUUUUGCAAUUAUAA
This is a messenger RNA of Actinia tenebrosa (Australian red waratah sea anemone), 690 nucleotides long. Its product is annotated as vitellogenin-1-like. NCBI's taxonomy places the organism in Eukaryota, Metazoa, Cnidaria, Anthozoa, Actiniaria, Actiniidae. Gene Ontology annotation, molecular function: lipid carrier activity. The record is from RefSeq and is a predicted model, not a curated record. Gene Ontology annotation, biological process: lipid transport.